AUGAGCUGCCUCGCCCUGCUCGCCGUGCUGUGCCUCGGCGCCGCCGCGGUGGCGCGGGGCCAGCUGACGGACGACUUCUACGACGGCUGCUGCCCGCAGGCGGAGGACAUCGUGAAGGCGCGCGUGUCCGCCGCGAUGAAGGCCGAGCCCCGCAUGGGCGCCUCCCUGCUCAGGCUCCACUUCCACGACUGCUUCGUGAACAGUGGAGGGCCGGACUACGGCGUCCUGCUGGGAAGGAGGGAUGGCCUGGUGGCAAAUCAGUCCGGUGCCAACAGUGGCCUGCCUAGCCCGUUCGAUCCCAUCGACACCAUCACAAAGAAGUUCAGUGAUGUGGAUCUGAACACAACCGACGUGGUCGUUUUAUCAGGAAACAAGGGAACGAGAUCACGAGAGCCGAUUUACUUGCGGUGCGCACGGAUCCUCAAAUCAGCAACUAACUCCGGCGGGCCACGGUGGCGCGUUCCUCUCGGCCGGCGCGACGGCACCACCGCCAACAUCACCGCCGCCAACAACCUCCCGAGCCCCUUCGACAACCUCACCACGCUCCAGCAGAAGUUCGGCGCCGUCGGCCUCGGCAACACCGACCUCGUCGCCCUCUCAGGAUCUUUGCGAACUGGAAAAACCGUGCGUGGUGCGUAUGGCGUCCUCAACAGUGAAGAAGAAAUCCCAGCGUCACCAGGUGCGCAAAAGAAAAGGAUGCCAUACUGCAGAGCUGUAGGCCGGGUCACCGUCGUCGACCCGAGCCUGCACGACAUGGGCCUGGCCCCCACGCCUCGCCUGCCUGCAGUCCUUGGCCCAAUGGCCAGUCCUGCCAUAGUUGUAGCUGAUGUCGUCGCAGUUGGCCUUGCGCUCGCUAUUGGUGUCGCCACCGGCGCCACCACGCGGACGAGGAGCCUUGUCCUUCUUGCGUGGUCGCCGCGUGCGGAUGCUCAAGGAACCUGA
Miscanthus lutarioriparius is the source of this 942-nucleotide messenger RNA. The record is from the annotation of a GenBank genome assembly. NCBI's taxonomy places the organism in Eukaryota, Viridiplantae, Streptophyta, Magnoliopsida, Poales, Poaceae.